AUGUCAUCUCAACAACAAUGGGGAUCUAAUGCCAUAACUCCCGACGUGGAUGAUUUCAUUAUCCCAGAUGAUGAUUUCUCUGCUCCACCACCACAGCCACGUAAUCAACAAUCAACAUCCAACAUCCCACAAGCAUCUUCCUCCAGUCCAUUCUCCCCCUUCAAUCUCGUACCAAAAGUAGAUCUAUCAUCCACAUUUACUUCAUUUGCAGCAUCUACUUCUGCUCAAUUACCUGAAAAUACCAAAGUCAAAGAACGUCAAUAUACAGGUGGUGAUACAUUAGAUGAACCAAUUUUAGAAACUUUAAAACGAGAUUUAUUACAAAUAGGUAAACGAUUAACUAUAGUUAUAUGGCCAAUGCAAUUGAAGAAAUUAGCACAAUUGCAACAGAAUAGAUUUUUGGAAUUUGCGAGUACCAAUGGAGUUCAAUUGCCACAACUGAUUUUGAAUUCUCGGGUUAUUCCUGUGUCCGAGGAAGAAGAAGAGGAAGAGGAGGAGGCCGUGACUGGGAUUUCUAGUGGAGAGUUGAUUACUCAAGAUAGUUUAGAUUGGGAUCUUUGGGGUCCAUUGAUAUUUUCAUUAACUUAUUCAGUUGCUUUGGGAUUAAGUGCAAGUAAAAAUCAAACAAAUCAAGUCUUUUCAGGUAGUUUUGCAUUUAUUUGGAUAUUAUAUGUUAUAAUUGGAUUAAAUGUACAAUUAUUAGGUGGGACGAUUUCUUUCAUGUCGGCAAUUAGUGCAAUUGGUUAUUCAAUGUUUCCAAUUGUUAUUGGAGAAUUGAUUUGUUCAUUGGUACUUAAAUGGAAAUUUAUUAGAUUGAUUUUAAUGUUGGUUUUAAAUUUAUGGAGUAUUUAUGCUGGGGUUAUGAGUUUGAAAUGUUCUGGUGUACUUCCUGGUAGAGUUUUAUUGGCAAUUUAUCCAGUUAUAUUAUUCUAUUCUGUACUUUCAUGGUUAACAGUUAUAACUUAA
This is a messenger RNA of Hemisphaericaspora subhashii, 966 nucleotides long. RefSeq lists its product as uncharacterized. Gene Ontology annotation, cellular component: membrane; trans-Golgi network. Gene Ontology annotation, biological process: endoplasmic reticulum to Golgi vesicle-mediated transport. The record is from RefSeq and is a predicted model, not a curated record. The coding region runs from base 1 to 966 and encodes 321 amino acids. NCBI's taxonomy places the organism in Eukaryota, Fungi, Ascomycota, Pichiomycetes, Serinales, Debaryomycetaceae. The transcript has a single exon.